AUGGAGACCCUGGAGGAGACAGAGCACUGCUUUCCAUUACUCCUCAACAGCUCCUGCAGAAGACCGACGCCAUCCCAGUCCGAUGCCUUGCUCUCCUACACUAUCCUGUCCUUCAUCUCACUGCUCACUGUGUUUCUUAACCUACUGGUCAUCAUCUCUAUCUCCCACUUCAGGCAGCUUCACAGCCCCACCAACCUCCUCCUCCUCUCCCUGGCUGUCUCAGACUUCCUUGUAGGUCUCCUGCUGAUGCCGGUUGAGAUCUUGUUAACAGAAGCCUGCUGGUUCUUGGGCAACUUAAUGUGUGCUUUGUAUUAUAUUGUAGAUUUUAUCAUUACAUCCUCUUCAGUUGGAAAUAUGGUGCUUAUAUCAAUUGAUCGUUAUUUAGCUAUUUGUGACCCACUCCACUACACAACCAGAGUCACUGUGGACAGAACAAAACUCUGUGUGACUCUGUGUUGGAUCUGUUCUGUUAUUUACAACAGCUUGAUUUUAAAGGACUUUCUGAGACAACCUGACGGACAUAACUCCUGUUAUGGAGAGUGCGUAGUGAUUCUGAACCACAUAACUGGAACAGUCGAUUUAGUUUUUACCUUUAUCAGCCCCAUUACUGUUAUUAUAGUUUUGUACGUCAGAGUAUUCAUGGCGGCUGUGUCUCAGGCCCGUUCCAUGCAGUCCCACAUUACAUCUGUUACACUGCAGCGUUCAGUGACUGUGAAAGCUAAAAAAUCGGAAAUGAAAGCAGCUAGGACUCUUGGUGUUGUAGUGCUUGUGUUUUUAGUUUGUUUCUGUCCAUAUUACUCUCCUUCACUCAUAGGUCAGGAUAUUGAAGACAGUAGUUCGUCCUCACCUGUUGUUGUCUGGCUCUUGUAUUUUAACUCCUGCCUAAACCCUGUCAUCUAUGCCUUUUUCUACCCAUGGUUUAGAAAAUCCAUGAAAUACAUUGUUACUCUUAAGAUACUGCAGCCUGAUUCACAUGAUGCUAAAAUACUGUAG
Messenger RNA from Sphaeramia orbicularis (orbiculate cardinalfish), 993 nucleotides. RefSeq names its product trace amine-associated receptor 13c-like. The record is from RefSeq and is a predicted model, not a curated record. Gene Ontology annotation, cellular component: membrane. Bases 1 to 993 code for a protein of 330 amino acids. Lineage: Eukaryota; Metazoa; Chordata; Actinopteri; Kurtiformes; Apogonidae. The transcript has 2 exons. Gene Ontology annotation, biological process: G protein-coupled receptor signaling pathway. Gene Ontology annotation, molecular function: trace-amine receptor activity.